Molecule: messenger RNA, 2251 nt
Organism: Acanthochromis polyacanthus (spiny chromis)
Lineage: Eukaryota; Metazoa; Chordata; Actinopteri; Pomacentridae
Product: sialic acid-binding Ig-like lectin 14
Exons: 7
Coding region: 132-1385 (417 amino acids)
Source: RefSeq, a predicted model, not a curated record
UGUUGUACAAAAGGGGAAGAAAUACAAAAGAGGAGAGUAGGAGACACUUCAGAGGAGAAAGUCAGCAGAGAUUACAGCGGAGAGAAGAUCAAGACAAAGGAGAGGCUGAACGUACUAAAUAUUAAAUCAACAUGAUCCUUCUCAUUUGGGCAACUUUACUUCUCUCUGUGAGAGGCAGCAGUGCUGAAACAGCUGAAAAACAACACUGUGACUAUCGUGGAUACUGUGUCACUCUCACUGAGGGAGAACUAACAGCAGAAGCUGGACUCUGUGUUGUGAUUCCAUGUUCUUUCACCACUGCUUAUGGCUUUACACCCCAAAGUAUAGUUUGGUACAAAUGUGAGCAAUCUACACAACAAUGUGAUGAUUCUGACAUGAUAUUUCACUCGAAGAAGUACAACCAAAAUGUUCAGCCUGGAUUCAGACGAAGAGUGUCGCUGUUGGAGCCUGAUGUGAGUCAAAACAACUGUAGCAUCAGAAUAAAUAACCUCAGUGACUCUGACAGUGGAUCAUAUCAGCUCAGAGUUAACGGUGAUCGGUUUGGAAGACCAGAUGGAUAUACAUUCUCUCAACGAGCAACUGUCUCUGUUACAGAUCUCACUCAGAAACCCUCAGUGAUGAUUCCUCCACUGACAGAAGGAAAGCAAACCACACUGACCUGCACUGCUCCUGGCCUCUGCUCUGGAUCUCGGCCUAAAAUUUCCUGGAUGUGGAGAGAAGCAGGAGGGAAUGAUUCUUACAUUACAGAAAACAUCGCUGUUGUCAAGACUGAGAAUCUGACUGCUGGGACAAAGAGAUACAGAUCAACUCUGGACUUUAGCCCUUCUGCUGAACAUCAUGGUACCAAUAUCACCUGUAAGGUCAGCUUUAAUGGUGGAACAACUACAGAGAAGACUUUGACUUUGAAUGUGAACUAUGUGAAGAAAGUUCAAAUAAGUGGGAACAGGAACCUGAAGAAGGGUGAGACUCUGAACCUGACCUGCAGUGUGGAAAGUUUCCCUCCAUCCUUUGUUGCAUGGACAAAACGCAAUUGCAUGGGCAGCCUGAUCAGAAACCGAAGAUCAUCCACACUUGUCAUUCCUGACGUGAGAGCAGAACAUUCUGGACAGUACGUCUGUGAAGCAAUGUACAUGGAAAGGCCUCUACUUUCAUAUGUUAACAUUACUGUGAGUUUGGAUCUUGUGAUAAAUUGUGGAUCUUGCCGUCCAGUUCUUCCCUGGGUUGUUGCCGGUGUGUCGCUCAGUGUACAUGUUCUUGUCAUUAUCCUCAUAUCUUGCCUUUGGAACUCCAGAAAAAAGGUGAAACCAAAUCAAGAGGACAGAACUUACAUGUCACUGCAAAGAACAGACACAUCUUCAGAGUAUGAGGUCAUUGCUCAAUGUUGAAACUAACAAAUCAGUACCAGCUUCAUGAAUGUCACUCAGAAACCCUCAGUGAUGGAUUUUUUUGGACUGUAAAGUGCUGCCACUGUAACUGUCAAUGUAACAUCCACAGACACAACCUUCAGCCUCAUUUGUCAGUUGGUUCCACCAGCUGUAGGUGUCUGAAUCUGUUCAGAAAUCAACCAUAAACACAGAAGCAAAAACAUUAUGGAGAGAAAAAUAAAACAUCAGGCAAACAGCUGAGAAGCAUAAUGAUGUGGAGUUAAGUAUAAGAUAUGUGUCAUUAUCUCUCCCUUCUCUGUGCUGCAAUCCUGGCCAGCCGACAGCCCUGGCCGAUCAGGCACAGCUGCGCUCCAUUGGCAGCUGUGCCUGAUCAGUAAUCAGUGGCAGAAGAAGCUUGGCUUGCCCCAUCACUCCCCACUGGCUCACUGUCUCUGCUGGCUCCAUGCCAGCCACAUUCUGCUUUGGCCCGCUUCAGCUCCGGGCUCCCCUUCCCUGCUCUGUCCUGCACAGCUUAUUCCCGGGACUCCCCCCCCCCUCCCCCUUCGUCUUUGUCUCGGCUCCCCAUCACUGCUUUGCUGCAGCUGCCUGUUUCUGCCGACUUCCUGUCAGUCACUCUCCCAGGUCUGCCUUGGUUCCGGUUUGUCGCCUCUUUAGUUGGACUUGUGAACUCGUGAGUCAAGUCGUUUUGUGUUAGUUUAGCCCUUAGCCCAUGUAGUGGCCUGUUUAGUUUAUUAUUGUUUAGUGUUUUAGUGCUCUGUUUGGUUUCUCGUUAAAUUCAUUGUUUUUUGUAUGGAAUUUGGUUACCUUGGUUAGUUCAGUCUGUGGUCGGCGUUUUCUGUUUGAAUAAAUCUUUGGUUCAGUCUGUU